Molecule: messenger RNA, 1320 nt
Organism: Paracoccidioides brasiliensis Pb18
Exons: 3
Coding region: 1-1320 (439 amino acids)
Cellular component (GO): mitochondrion
Molecular function (GO): acyl-CoA dehydrogenase activity; flavin adenine dinucleotide binding
Source: RefSeq, a predicted model, not a curated record
AUGGUUUCGGUUGCACGAGUUCUCCGGCCACUUUCAGGCCGUCCUGUGGCUUCCAUUCUCUCCACAGCAACUCGAAAGACGGUGCCGUCAAGGACAUUCCAGUGCACCCGCUCGUUCUCCGCCACACCCCGCCACAACGAUGUUGACAUUACCUCCCUCACGCCUACUCCGAUCACCCAUCUCUCCGAGACCGAAGCCAUGAUGGCCGAAUCCGUGUCCAAGUUUGCUCAGGAGCAAAUUGGUCCCAAGGUCCGGGACAUGGACGAAGCCGAAGCCAUGCACCCUGCCGUCAUUGAGCAGCUAUUCGAACAGGGACUCAUGGGUGUGGAGAUCCCAGAGGAAUUUGGCGGAGCUGGCAUGAAUUUCACCUCUGCCAUUGUCGGGAUUGAGGAGCUGGCCCGGGUCGAUCCCAGUGUCAGCGUUCUGUGCGAUGUGCAUAAUACCCUCGUCAACACUGCCAUUCUCAGAUUCGCCGAUGCAGCAAUUAAGAAAAAGUGGCUGCCAAAGCUGGCCACGGACACCGUUGGGUCUUUCUGCUUGUCAGAACCUGCCUCGGGAUCCGAUGCCUUUGCCCUUCAAACCAAAGCGGUGAAGACUAGCUCUGGAUAUAAGAUCAAUGGCUCGAAAAUGUGGAUUACAAACUCGAUGGAGGCCGGUUUCUUCAUUGUGUUUGCGAACCUCGAUCCCAGCAAGGGAUACAAGGGCAUUACCGCUUUUAUUGUUGAAAAGGAUACGCCAGGGUUUAGCAUCGCGAAGAAGGAGAAGAAGCUGGGUAUCCGGGCUAGCAGCACUUGCGUCCUCAACUUUGACGACGUUGAAAUCCCCAAGGAGAACCUUAUCGGAGUGGAGGGUCAGGGAUACAAAUAUGCCAUUAACCUAUUGAACGAGGGCCGCAUUGGCAUCGCAGCCCAAAUGACAGGUCUUGCCCUGGGCGCCUGGGAAAAUGCUGCUAAAUACAUUUGGAACGACCGCCGCCAAUUCGGUCAACUCAUCGGUGAAUUCCAAGGCAUGCAACACCAAGUAGCGCAAGCUUAUACUGAAAUUGCCGCUGCUCGUGCUCUCGUCUUCAAUGCCGCCCGCAAGAAGGAAGCUGGCCAGGACUUCGUGCAGGACGCUGCCAUGGCUAAACUUUAUGCGUCCCAGGUUGCGGGCCGGGUUUCAGGCUCCGCGGUUGAGUGGAUGGGUGGCAUGGGCUUUGUCCGUGAGGGCAUUGCCGAGAAGAUGUUCAGAGACAGCAAGAUCGGUGCUAUCUAUGAGGGCACGAGUAAUAUCCAGCUUCAAACGAUUGCGAAGUUGCUGCAGAAGCAGUAUACUCAGUAA